This is a messenger RNA of Tricharina praecox, 563 nucleotides long. RefSeq lists its product as uncharacterized. The coding region runs from base 157 to 426 and encodes 89 amino acids. The transcript has a single exon. Lineage: Eukaryota; Fungi; Ascomycota; Pezizomycetes; Pezizales; Pyronemataceae. The record is from RefSeq and is a predicted model, not a curated record.
CUCCACCGGCGCCGCUGGCUGCUGCUGUGCCCUUGUAAGCUGGCUACAUGGUAGAGUACCGCAUCCUGGAGCUCUGGAGCUGAGAGUGCGCCGUGCGCCGUGCGGGCCCACGAGAAACCUCAACUCAACUCAUCUCACCUCACCUCAUAUCGUCCCAUGGCUAUUUUCUCUUUUUUUCUUCUUCUAUUUUUUUUCUCUCUCUUUGGCACGACCGUCCCGUCCCGUGCGGCCCUCAUCCAUCGACUCCUCUCAUCACGCACUUUCUCUUCAGCUUUCUCUUGCAGCGCUGCAAUGUCCCGUGCACGCUUCAUAGGUACCGGUAUGAACGGUACUGGCGCUGUGAGUACCGUAGGUAUCUGUAUUCUGUAUGUAUCUCCAAACUGCCUCUGCCUCUGCCUACUCUACAUACUGCGCAUCACAAUGUGAGCACAUCCAAGCCACGGCGCUCAACGAAUCUCAACAAAUCUCGACGAAUCUCGACGGAUCUGGACGAAUCUCGAGACCUCGACAUGCUGCAGCCUUUUCUUUUUCUCUUUCUUUUUCUUUUUCUUUUUCUUUUUCUU